Molecule: messenger RNA, 1503 nt
Organism: Neoarthrinium moseri
Lineage: Eukaryota; Fungi; Ascomycota; Sordariomycetes; Amphisphaeriales; Apiosporaceae
Exons: 1
Coding region: 1-1503 (500 amino acids)
Molecular function (GO): hydrolase activity, hydrolyzing N-glycosyl compounds
Source: RefSeq, a predicted model, not a curated record
AUGUCUCAAGCCGCUCGAUGCAUCUCCUACCCCCAGCGCCCAAGGGUCUUUAUCCUGUCAGAUAUUUCGAAUGAACCAGACGAUGCCGAGUCCCUCGUCAGAUAUCUGCUAUACUCGAACCAGUUCAAUACAGAAGGGUUCGGUGCCGUCACAUCAAAUUGGAUGAAGACAAAAGUAUGUCCGCAGGACAUGCACAAGAUCCUUGAUGCAUACGCUGGCGCAGUUGACAACUUGAAUGCGCAUGCUCACCCUGAUGCACCUUACCCGUCGGCCGAGUCUUUGAAGUCAUUGGUUCGAAGUGGCCCCAACGUGUAUGGCAUGGCCGCUGUCGGUGAUGAUGUCCCGUUGAGCGAUGCGGGAGAGUUGCUACUGGAGCGCGUAUGCGCCAAGGACGAUAGGCCCCUUUGGGUGCUGUGCUGGGGUGGCACGAAUGUCCUCGCUCAGGUUCUCCUGAAGAUUCGCAACAGCCGUAGCGACGAGGAUGCCACCAAGCUGUACUCAAAACUGCGAGUUUAUGCCAUCUCUGACCAGGAUGACACUGGAGCAUGGAUCCGAAACAACUUUCCUUCGGUGUUUUAUAUCGUAUCACUGCAUGCGUGGAACCAAUAUGGUCUGGCUGCAUGGACGGGCAUCUCUGGAGACAACUUCUAUGGGUUCGACAAAGGCGGCCCGGACUUUUCCAAGUUAACGAAGGAAUGGAUGAGGGAGAACAUCCAGAUCGGGCCUCUUGGAUCAGCCUACCCCAACUAUAUGUUUAUUCCUGAGGGCGAUACACCAACAUUCCUGUAUCUCAUUCAGAACGGCCUGGGUGUUUCAGAACGUCCAGACUAUGGCUCUUGGGGAGGACGAUACGCAUUGACAGACAUCAGCGGAAAUGGAGUAUGUAGCCGUCAUCAUCACGAUGCCGCAGACUCGGUAACAGGCCUGGAUGGAAGAACAUACAGAUCGAAUCAGGCUACUGUCUGGAGAUGGAGGGACACCUUCCAGAAUGACUUUGCUGCCCGCAUGCAAUGGACGCUCUCGAAAGACUUCGGGUCCAAGAACCACCACCCGGUCAUAUCAGUCAAUGGUAGCCAAAGCUUUGAGCCUGUGUUCAUCGAAUGCGAGGCAGGCUCUUCAUUCGUUCUUGACGCGUCAGAGACCUACGACCCUGACGAGGGCGACAAGUUGACAUUCAAGUGGUGGCACUACAGGGAGCCGACUGCCACCCAGUGGUGGGUUGAGGCUGAGGUGGAGGAGCUGAAAAUUAAGCCCUUGGACGCAGACAGCCGCAAAGUGGAGGUCGAGCUUCCGCCGCCAGAGAAGUGCGCCGUCGAGCUGAUGAGCCGGCAGGCCGUAGCCAAGGGGCAGUUGAUGCACCUCAUCCUAGAGGUGACCGACAACGGUACUCCGCCACUCACGAGCUACCGGAGGAUCUUGAUACAGUGUACAAACAAGGAUCUGAAAGGUUCCGGAAAAGCAGUGGAUGCUGUCGGCGACAACCCUGACAUGUCUUUUGCCUAA